Messenger RNA from Akanthomyces muscarius, 996 nucleotides. RefSeq lists its product as uncharacterized. The transcript has a single exon. The record is from RefSeq and is a predicted model, not a curated record. Bases 1 to 996 code for a protein of 331 amino acids. Gene Ontology annotation, molecular function: mannosyltransferase activity. Lineage: Eukaryota; Fungi; Ascomycota; Sordariomycetes; Hypocreales; Cordycipitaceae. Gene Ontology annotation, biological process: mannosyl-inositol phosphorylceramide biosynthetic process.
AUGGCAAUGAUUUCCUGCAAGCGAACCUCGCGUGCCUCCGUGCUGGCUAGCUUUGCUGGUACAGUUUUCCUUCUCCUGCUCCUGCACCACAUUCUGUCUCCAAAUAUCAUCGCCACUUCGCCUGAAAGAUUGAAAGACGCCGCCGAUACCGUCGACCACUGCGACACGCCGAGCAACACCACAAUACCUCGGAUACCAAACAUAAUUCAUCAAAUAUGGAAGAACAACGACCUAUCCACCUACCCGCUCACGGCGUCCUCGGGCAGCUGGGAAUGGAGAUUCGAAACCACAAACUACACCGUCAAGCUUUGGACAGAAGCCGACAUUGUCAACCUGGUCAAGACUUCAUAUCCGUGGUUCCUUUCCACCUACCAAUCUUACAAGUACGAUAUUCAACGCGCCGAUGUCGCUCGACUGAUGGUUGUGCACCACGAAGGCGGCGUCUACGCCGACCUGGACGCGUACCCUUCGCGCGACACAUCGGCCGAAACGAUAUCCUGCCUGCAGAGCUUGGGCUACCAGGCGAUACUGUCCCCUACAGGCGAAGAUAGGGGCAUCAGUAACCACUUUUUCAUGGCAGAAAAGGAUUCCGAGUUCUUGCUGUGGGCACUGCACGAAGCGAAAAAGAGAGCAACUUCCCUUUCAGGACGCUUCAUGCUUCCUUAUAUGGUUGUUUUCUGGUCUACAGGUCCCAUGAUGAUUACUUCCGUGAUGAACGAAUACGCCUGGUUGUAUAACCAAGCUGCCGAAAUCAAAUCCAUGGCGGUCCUGAAGGACUUGUACCUUCAUAGUUUUGUCCACCACGCCGCAGGUCGAUCGUGGCAUGGCUCUGACGGCCGUGUGCUUAAUUAUAUUGCUGAUCAUUUCAGGGACGUCAUUGCUCCUGCUUUGAUUUUCCUCACGGCUGGAUGCGCCGCAAUCAUCAUUGCGCGGCGCUGGCGCUGGGCGCUGGUUCGCCCACACUUCUACAAUGCCGUCCGCCAGUCACGAUUAUAA